This is a messenger RNA of Cinara cedri, 4355 nucleotides long. The record is from the annotation of a GenBank genome assembly. Lineage: Eukaryota; Metazoa; Arthropoda; Insecta; Hemiptera; Aphididae.
AUUUGAUACUAUAAACCUAGUAUUAAUUUCAUUAAAAUAUAAAUAUAGUAACUUUCAGAAAAUUUAAAUCUUCAAAUCUUUCACUCCAUUUAUGGAUUAGUUUAGUUCAGAGUGAUAUCGACUGUAAAAGCAAACCAGUAUUUUUAUUUUUCUAUCAGUUGUUUUUGAACAAAAUAUGCAGGUAAUUAAAAUAUUUAAUAUUAAAGAAUUUUGUGUAUACCUAUAAAUUAUAUUAUUUUAGAACCCUGAUGAAGAUACAGAGUGGAACGAUAUAUUGCGUUCCAAAGGAAUUCUUCCACCAAAAAAAGAAAAAGAAAUAACAGAAGAAGAUGUGAUCAAUAUUGUAGAACAAACUGUCCGAGAAAAACAAAAUGGUAAAAUUAAAUAUAUUUGGUUUCAAUAACUAUUAAAUUGCAUUAAAACCUAAUAGCUCUAUAAUUAGUUUGUAUUUAUAUUUGUAUAGGAAAUAAAAAAGAUAUGGUUGAUAUGUCAUUGGAUGAACUGGAUGAAUUAGAAGACGAUGAAGAUGAACGAAUAUUAGAAGAAUUUCGGAGACGUAGGAUAGCUGAGUUGAAAGCCCAAGCACAAAAAAACAUUUUUGGCGACGUGGUUGAAAUAAGUGGUCAAGAUUUUGUGAACCAAAUUAAUAAAGCAGGACCUGGAAUUUGGGUGGUUUUGCUGUUGUAUAAACAAGGGUAUUAUUUUAAAUCCACAUUUUAUUCAGUUUCAGAUGUAAGAUUAUAGUAUUUUUGAAUGGGUUAUUAUCUUUUUACUUAACCGUUAUAUCCAUCCUAUUGUUAAUACAACUUAUUUUCAGGGAUGAACAAAAUAGGUAUUAAAAAAAAGUAUAUAAUUUGUAUAUAAAAGAUUAUUUAUGAAUAUUUUAUUCUAAAUAAUUAAUAAUUACUUAAUAUAUUAUAUAGGUUUUUAUUUGUUAAAGUUUUAAUAUAACAACUUCUUAUUUCUCUGAAUCUCCCAUUAAUUUGAUCUGAAAUUUUUAAUUUUUUUGUUAUAGCAUCCCAAUUUGUGCAUUGCUGGCUGAAUAUUUAAAUAAUUUAGCAAGAAAAUUUCCUGCGACCAAAUUUGUCAAAAGCAUUUCAACAACUUGCAUCCCAAAUUACCCAGACAGUAAUUUACCGACAAUUUUCAUUUAUCAUGAAGGCGAUCUAAAACAGCAAUUUGCUGGACCAAGACUAUUCUCGUUAACAACUACUCAAGAUGGUAUGUAUUAAAAUAAUUAAUUUUGAAAACUUCUAUUUCAUAUGAAUAUUUUUAUUCAAUGUAUGUAUAAUAUAAAUAAAAUGCAGUAGAGAUCCAAUGUAUGAACUAAUAUAACUAAUCUUAAUUUAUUAUUCCGUUUUUAAAGAUUUUUCUUAGAAUGUUGCAAUUGACAAUUAUUUCGAAGUGUUGAAAAUAAUCUUUAUGGGAUUCCAUUAAAAAAUUGUAGAAACUUUUUUUGUUUUAAUUUUAAGGAAUAAUUUGAACAAUUAUUGUUGGCCAGCUAUAUUUUACAUAUAAACAAUCAUUUUGCACCAGUAUAGUAAAAUAUUCUAUAUUGAUAUUGUACUUUACUAAUAUAGUUAGUUUUCUUAAACAAUUUUGAAAAUAGAAAUUUAUAUUCAAUUGACUUUUACCUAAUUAAGAUAAUUUAUAGAUCAUAAAUUGGACUAUCACAAUUUAAAAUACUGCCAAAUAACUAGUUUAAAUCCUGUAAAUAUUUUGGUUAUUUUAUUAAAUGUCAUAUAAAUUUGUUAUUUUUAAUAUACACAGUUAAUAUUUAAUUAAUAUUUAAUUAAUAUUUAAUAAUGUUAUUAAAUAUAACAUCAAAUUUCAUAUACAUGACUCAUUGAAUGACUCAUUCAUAUUUCAUUGAUGAUUAACAUUAAUAUGAUAUGAGUUACUGGAAAAUUAUAUUAUGAUAUAGUGUUAUCAAGUUUCAAGAUAUUGACAUUAAAAAUGUUCAUGUAUACGUGACUUGGAAUGAGCUCACACCGUGACAUUCUUAUAAUGAAAUAACUAUGACAGUGAAAUUUCUAUAUAUGAAUGAAUUGAACAAUUUAUUUUGUACAGUUACUUCACUAUAAAUAUUUCAAAAAAUUCUGUAUAGGUAUAAACAUAUUUAAAAUAAUGGAAGUGGGUGUCAAUUGAUAGUAAAUAAAGUCAGUGGAAGUAAUUGACUGUUCGCCGUUUAAUGAAUUUCAAAUAGUUGCUAUACUCCGGCCCACAAGAGAUCAUUACCGUGUUACGACCAAAACGUGUCCGAUUUCGCGCAUACAGCUGUUCAGUAAAUACCAAUACUGGUAGCGCUCAACGCCAUACAGUGUGGAACGCAAUAUAAACUGUAUACAAUCAGUUGUAGUGAGGACGUUACUGUUGUGUGUUGAGUGCGCUUACUUUUUAAUUUUGUAUUUUAUAUUAUUUACACUGUGAUCCUGCCGUUCAAAAUAUGUGUGGUCAAUUACAUAAUUCGCCCAGUAAAAGGAAUAAAAACGGAAAAGUAAGAAUUUUUAAAUUAUUUUUCAGCAGAUAAUAAAAUAUAUAUUGUAUUAUAAUUUUUAUGUGUACUAAUAAUUUGAUUGUUGUACACAUAGGUUCAGCAGAUGGUUUCGUCGAAGGUGGUCUAUUGUGUUUUGAAUCGAAAAAAACACAGCAGCCUACCUCAAAUAAAUAAACGGGGUUUUGCGGAGUUUUGCCCAAAUUAAAAGAGAACUCUGUAAUAGUCAUGGGCAAUACUUUGUAUCACUCGGUCAAAAAAGACCCCAUUCCUACAAUGGCUUGGAAAAAAAUAAUAGAAGAACGGUUAACGUCAAAGGUUGUAUUAUCGAUAAGCUGAUGGUCAAAUGUCUAUUGAUGGAAAAGGUACGAGAAAUUAGACCUCUUCAUGAUUAAUAUGUUAUUGAUGAAGAGGCAUUGAAAUCAAAUAAAGUGGUAUUACGUCUGCCACCUUACCACUGUGAACUUAACCCGAUAGAAUUAGCGUGGUCAGUUGUAAAAUAUCAUGUAAAAAAUAAUAAUAUGACAUUCAAGUUGAACGACCUAAAGAAAUUAUCAAUCGAUGGCGUCCAACUCGUAACACCAGACAUGUGGACCAAUUUUGUCAAACACACAAAUAAGGAAGAGGAUAAAUUGUGCAGUGUCGAUUUCAUUUCUGAUGAAGUAUUAGAUGAAACAUGUAAUACAAAUUAAAAGAGAUAUUUCUUCUGAUUGUUCUGAUUAGUUUUGUAUAUUUUGUAAAUAUUUUUUUUUUAAAUAAUUAUUAUUCUAAAUAUAUUGUUCUAAAAUAGUUAAUACAUUAUAAUAUAUCAUAUAAUAAAUUGUCUUGAAAAAUAAAUAUUAAUAUUAUAAAAGAAAAAAAUAUGUUUAUUACUUUAUCACUUUGUAUAGUAUAACACGCAUUUAUAACACUCUGUAUCGCGCCGUAUCACGUGACUGUCGUGGCACAUGGUGUGGGAAAUAUAGCUUCGGGUCGGUCACUGCCUUCAGUUGACAUGCGCGAAACGUUAAUGAUCUCUCGUGGGUCGGAGUAUAGUCGGAAACAAUUUUAUAUUUCCUUUCCCACGCUCUUCUUGGCUGUUUUUUUUAUUAUUAAAACUAAUUUACCUAAUAAUAGUGUAUGUUUAUUAAAAACACAUUUUAUAUGCAUCCAUGUGAACGAUUUUGAAUUUUUUGUCUAUGUAGUUUUGUAAAUUUCUAUAUUCUGUACAUUAUAUCUGUGUCAUGACAGUACUUGUCACAGCAUUUAAGUUUUUAGUAUCAGUAGUCAUGAAAAAUAUUUCAAACAGUUGAAUCAGUUGAGAUUUGUUUCAUGAUAGAAAUUUAAUUGUGAAAGUCCAAUUUUAGGUAUCAUGGCCAUAACAUAAUAUAAUAAAAUAUCAAUUAUUUAUUUUACUUGGUUAACAAUAUUAACAUAAAUUAUUAAAAUAUUUUGUAUGCCUAAGACUUUAUAUUUUGUUAACAUGUGCAUUAUAUUUCAAAAUAAUGAAAAUAAAGAUUCACUAUAGGGGGAGGGCUGAUUCUCAAGUGUAGUAAGGUUCAGUAUGAAAUUUGAAAAGUUCCACUUAUCACUUAUCACUAUAAAAUUAAAUUUGUAUUUAUUAAAUAAAAGUAAAUUUGUGUUUCAGAGUUUGAAUGGAUGCUAGGCCAAACAGGUGCUGUACAAACUACAAUCAAAGAUAACCCUAGACCAAAAACUAGAGAUGUAUUAUUUGAUAAAUUACUUCAAUCUAUGUGAAAUAAUGUUUCAUUAUUUUAAGUAUAUAUUUUAUAUAAUUAUUUUUAUUUUUAUUUUUGUUGUUUUUUACUAUAACCAUAUAUGAUCAUAUUGAAACCAUUUAUAAUCAAAUUGUGUUAGUAAU